GGUGGACCGCUACUUCUCUUAACCUCAACCAUCACCUACAUUCGCUCUGUAUCUUAGGGUUCCCAAAUCCAUAAUCAUCAGAUCUCUGUUUCCUUGCGCACAAUGCAUUCAUGGAAAAAAAUGAAAAAAAAACUAACCCAUUUCUUGUCUGAUCAUUCUCCUCCUCCUUCUCCAUCAUCAUCAUCAUCAUCAUCAUCUUCUUCCCCUUCAUCCACAUCUUCUGAUCAUGAUCAGACCAGAUCACCAUUUAAGGAUGACAGUUAUAUGUCAUCAAUGCUGUCCUUCUUUUUUCCCUCUAAUGAGUCCAUUUCAAAAAAGAAUGAGGAUUACACUGAACCAACUCAAUCACUAAAGAGUAUUAAAUGUGGGACAUCAAAAGCUUGGGAUCCUAAAGAAGAGAAUGGAGAUCAGAACUCUGCAAGGAGUAUAAGCAGUCCUGAAGUGUUUGAAGAUGCCAUUGAUCUCCGGACACCAAAGAAGUACAUCCCAGACCAAAAUCUUGAUUCUGUUUUCGUUUCUCCGGAACUCUACCAGUUUUUUCAAUCUUGUCUUCCCAAUAUAGUGAAAGGUUGCCGAUGGGUAUUGCUUUAUAGUACCGUGAAACAUGGCAUAUCACUUCGCACACUUAUUCGGAACAGUUGUGAUCUUCCUGGUCCUUGUUUGCUGAUCACUGGAGAUACUAAAGGUGCUGUAUUUGGCGGGCUGCUAAAUAGCCCGUUGACGCCUACUCCACAGAGGAAAUAUCAAGGGACAUUUCAAACCUUCGUUUUCACAACAUUAUAUGGCCCACCAACUUUGUUUAGACCAACCGGUGCAAAUCGGUACUUUUACAUGUGUUUAAAUGAUCUGCUAGCGUUUGGGGGAGGGGGGAGUUUCGCCUUACGCUUGGAUGGAGAUUUGUUAAUGGGAACUAGCGGACCGUGUGAUACGUUUGGAAAUCAGCAUCUUGCUCACAGUGAAGAGUUCGAGUUAAAGAAUGUUGAGGUAAUAAAUACUCUAAACCUUGUGCUUCAUGAGCAUAGGUUGCAAAUGGGACAUUCUUAAUGGUGUUUUCCUCUUCUUGUUGCAGUUGUGGGGCUUCACUCAUUCCUCUCGGUAUCGUUCUUAGCCAAGUCCCGUCAAUU
Cynara cardunculus var. scolymus (artichoke) is the source of this 1124-nucleotide messenger RNA. RefSeq names its product oxidation resistance protein 1-like. Lineage: Eukaryota; Viridiplantae; Streptophyta; Magnoliopsida; Asterales; Asteraceae. The record is from RefSeq and is a predicted model, not a curated record. The transcript has 7 exons. Bases 103 to 1044 code for a protein of 313 amino acids.